Liolophura sinensis is the source of this 1551-nucleotide messenger RNA. Its product is annotated as receptor-type guanylate cyclase Gyc76C-like. Gene Ontology annotation, cellular component: plasma membrane. The transcript is spliced from 5 exons. Gene Ontology annotation, molecular function: peptide receptor activity; adenylate cyclase activity; guanylate cyclase activity. The record is from RefSeq and is a predicted model, not a curated record. Gene Ontology annotation, biological process: intracellular signal transduction; cGMP biosynthetic process; receptor guanylyl cyclase signaling pathway. Lineage: Eukaryota; Metazoa; Mollusca; Polyplacophora; Chitonida; Chitonidae. Bases 1 to 1551 code for a protein of 516 amino acids.
AUGACGGAUUGGAUUUAUGAUUACGCCAAAACACUACAGGAACGUACCAAGGAACUGAAUCAAGAAAAGCAAAUGACGGAGACAUUACUGUAUCAAAUGCUUCCAAAAUCCGUGGCCAAUCAGUUACGCCAGAAUAAGAAGGUUCCAGCAGAAUCUUUUGACAGUGUCAGUAUUUUCUUCUCCGAUAUUGUUGGCUUCACCACGCUAUCCGCUCAGAGCACGCCACUGCAAGUUGUGGAACUGCUCAAUCGCCUGUACUCUACGUUUGAUUCACGCAUAGACACAUAUGACGUCUAUAAGGUAGAAACGAUAGGAGACGCUUACAUGGUCGCCAGUGGAUUACCGAUACGUAAUGGAGACAGACAUGUGGAAGAACUGGCCACCAUGGCGCUAGAUUUGCUCACGGCUGUAAAACAGGUGCGCGUUCCUCACAAACCUGAAGAGACCCUCCAACUGCGGAUUGGGAUGCACACAGGUCCCUGCGUGGCUGGAGUGGUCGGACUGAAGAUGCCGAGGUAUUGCUUAUUUGGCGACACAGUCAACACGGCCUCCAGGAUGGAAUCAAAUGGACUUCCGUUGAGAAUUCACAUCAGUAAAGAGAUGAGAGACCGACUUGAACACACCAAAAAGUACAACAUCACAUCACGUGGACUGAUUGAGAUAAAGGGAAAAGGAUUACUGGAGACGUUCUGGUUGGAGGGGCGAGACGACAUGGGAAAAGCCAACGACAGUAUGGUGUGUAUGUUUAAACCGCGCAAAAAGAAACGACCCACCGGAUCAGGAUCACAAUCCUUCGUGUCGCUCGUCAGCGAAGGGGAGAAGGCCGAAGACAAAAAGACAUUGUCAUCUGCAUCUGGUGUUCUGCGCGAGGCAGACGAAGGAAAAGAGACCGUUUCAAAAAAUGAGGUUGAUAAGGGAGAGGAAAAUGCAGAACCGUUGCCCAAUGGUGCCAAGGUGGACAUUAAAAUCGUUGUGGAAGAAGACGGUGUGAUAGUGGAUAGUUCGCGUCUGUCGUCUUUAGGUAACAUAGCAGCUGAGGCUAAAUAUGACGUUGUUGAGCCUUUAACAAUGACGGCAACGGACGCCAACGCUGAUUGGCCGAAGGAUGUUGUUGUUCACAAUGUCUGUGAUAAUAGAUCUUCGGAUCAAGCCGCACUUGGACAUAUCACUGCACAGGAAUUGGCGCCUUCAGAAGGCCCAUCGGCUAUUGCUGUUCAUGAUAUCGUUGAUAACAGAUCGUCCGAUCAAGCCGCAUUUGGACAUAUCACUGCACAGAAAUUGGUGCCUUCAGAGGGCCCAUGGGCUAUUGCUGUUCACGAUAUCGUUAAUAACAGAUCGUCGGAGCAUGCCGCAUUUGGACAUAUCACUGCACAGGAAUUGGUGCCUUCGGAAGACCCAUCGGCUAUUGCUGUUCACGAUAACAUAUCGUUGGAUCAAGCCGCAUUUGGACAUAUCACUGCACAGGAAUUGGCGCCUUCAGAAGGCCCAUCGGCUAUUGCUGUUCACGAUAUUGUUAAUAACAGAUCGUCGGAUCAGGCCGCUUCGGUGUAA